UCCAGCGGCGGCUAUGCAUUCAGAUCACGUGGAAAGUCAGCUGACUCCAGCAUAAACAGGAAAAGGAAGUUAUACUUCACCAAACUAUUCAUGUAAAAAAGCUCAUUCGUGCCCGUGUUUUGUUUAUUAAGAAAAGGCGUCACGCUCGGAAGAUGUUUGGGGGGGACGAUGAAGAGGGGGACUUCUUGUCUCCCACAGGAGGGGCCAAGUUGGCCUCCCUGUUUGGACUAGACCAGGAAGGCAGCCAGGGCAACGAGUCCUUCCAGUAUACAGCACCGAAACAGCCCAGAAAGACCUCCAGUCCAGCGCCAGCCAGCCAGAAACCAGCCCCCCCAUCGGCUGCUCCUGCAGUGUUGUUUGCUACAGCAGUGCAGGCCUUCAGAUAUAUGAACGGACAGUAUGUGAAGCAAGGGAAGCUUGGAGCGGCCGUGCUAGGAAACCACACAACAAAAGAGUAUAAGGUGCUUCUGUACCUGAGCCAACAGAAACAAGUGGCCGCCGCCAAGAUCCAUGUGGGCUUUGUUUUCACGGUACAGCCAAACAAUUACUGCACUUUCUAUGACGAGCAGAGGCAGAACUGGUCCCUAAUGUUUGAAUCUGACAAGGCUUCAUGGGACUUCUGCAAAGAGGUGUGUUUGGCCAAAGUGAACAGUGAGGUCGCCUUGGAGGCCGUGGUGGUUCAGGAUCUGGGUCUUGGUGAAGGCCAGGCAGUGGAGAAUGGAGACUCGUUGGAGGUGGUGUACACAGGCUGGCUCCUGCAGAACCACGCCAUUGGCCAGAUGUUUGACUCCAACCAGAACAAGGACAAGUUGUUGCGACUGAAAAUAGGAGCCGGGAAAGUGAUUAAGGGCUGGGAGGAAGGGAUGCUCGGGUUGAAGAAGGCCGGCAGACGUCUCAUCGUCGUCCCACCCAACCAGGCGUACGGAUCCAAAGGGAUCCCCAACCGCGUCCCGGCGAACAGCACCCUGGUUUUUGAGACCGAGCUUCGACGGGUAAAGUUUUCCAAGGACAACGGGUCUGUUAGUGGCAGUGCCAGCUCCAGAAGCUCAGCUGCUCCCUCCCCAGCCCCCAGUGUGGAGAAUCUGGCUGCAGAGGUCCCGGCGCAGACUCUGUCCUCCGGUCCUGGUAGACCAUGCGAACCACCACUUCGUGCAAAGUCCAACUCCCUCAGUGAUCAGUUGGCAAAUCCAGACGCCACGAAGGCCAAGCUGAUCUCUCGCAUGGCGAAGAUGGGCCAGCCCAUGUUGCCCUUUCUGACCGGAGGAGCCAACCAGCCCGAAUCCAGUGAUUCUGAACUUGAGGACACCAGUGGCAGCAGAGCAAAGGAUCCGCCUGCCGCUCCAUCUCCAGUGCAGAUCUCCACUUCGGCUCAAGCUGCAGCACACGUAAAUCCUCAUUACACUGCUCCACCUUCUGCCUUACAUCCACUAAUGACCACGGCUGUCCCACAGCCUGCGCUGCCGGGGAGCGGCCAUGCCUUUCAGCCGUACGCCUUGGCUCCAUCUCAGCUGCAGCCUGUGGGCCAUGUGUACCCUGCACAAACCAUCCCAUACAUGGGCUCCAGUGAUGUCACGUCCUUCCUGAUGACUGAGGCCCGGCAACACAACACAGAGAUCCGGUUAUCUGUUGGAAAAGUAGCAGAUAAAGUUGAACAACUGGCCUCAAAGAUAGAUGACCUUCAAAGGCAGGGGAGUGUUUCCAACGGUGUUCCUAAUAUGUCAAUGGAAACCUCCAUGAUCAUGCACAACAUCCAGAGGAUUGUCCAGGAAAACGAAUGCUUAAAAAAGGAAGUCUUUGAGAAAAGCUCACGCAUUGAGGAGCAAAACCGUAAGAUUGGGGAGCUCAUCAACCACAACCAGAGGUAUGUGGAGCAGAGUAACCUGCUGCUGGAACAGAGGAACGACUCCCUCAAGUCCUCCAGCGAACACAACCAGGCCCGUCUGCUGCAGGCUGAGCAGGACAAGGUCCGUCUCACGGAGGAUCUGGCCUCGACCACGGCCCAGCUGUCUCAGCUGCAGCUGGAGGCUACGGCUCAGCAGCAGAAGGCCUCGGUGCUGCAGAGUGAGCUGAGCACAGCGCAGCAUGACGGCGACAGGCACAGACGACACAUCUGUACCAUAGAAACACAGCUGGAAGAGCUGAAGGGGGCAGCAGAGAGCCUUCAGACUCAGUACCGCUCCGAGAAGCAAAGACGCAAGGAGAUGGAGCUCAGAGUCAACAACCUGGAGGAGGAACUGCUGGACCUAAAGACCGACAAAGAGAGCCUAGAACGAAUGUUCUCUGAGAGGAAGAACAAGUGGCAGGCUGAGCGUCAGCGCCGGGCUGAGGAGGGAGAGGAGCUUCGUCGGAGCAGCCAGCAGGAGGUGGACAACCUUCGAGCUCAACUCCACAGUGCCAGGACCAGUACAGACAGCACGACAUCGGACCAGUUGUCUCAGCUGGAGGAGGACUGGAAGGGGAAGUGUGAGCAGAUGCUGACCUCUGCGAGAGAACAGCACAGUCGGGAGCUGACGGAGCUGACGGAGAACAGAGAUGCUCUGCAGGACCAGCUAACGCAGCUACAGGCUAAGUUUACAGGUCUAAAGCAGUCAAGAUAUUUAGAGGAAAAGACUUUGCUACAACACCGAGGGGAGACCGAAGAGCUGCAAGCCCUUCAGAAAAAAUACGCAGCCUUGGAGCAGCAAGGAGUAGCUGUAAGGGAGAAGCUGGAAGGAAGAGUGGCUGAACUGGAGAAGAAGCAGGCAGAGCAGGAGAGUUCAGGAGACACUGCAGCCGAGGUGAAGCGUGUGAUGAACGGAGUGUUUCACUCUCUGCGGGCGGAGUUUGACCUCGCAGAAUCUUACAGUGGGCAGGCUGUGCUGGGGCUGAUAGUCACAACUAUUAAGAAUGUAACCCUGCAGCUUCUGGUUGGCACUGACAGAGCUUCACCGAGACAGAGUAAGGACAGCGAGGAAGAAGAAAGUGCUGAUGUGAAAGGCAGACAGGAGACUGUACUCAAUGUACAUAUGAAUGGUGACAAAGGAGUCAGAGAGGAAAAACACAAUGAGGCCGAUUCAGUUCCUGUCAGUGAGACCCAGAUGGAUCAGGAAGGAGCAGCAGAGAAGGAGACGGAGACACUAACUGAGUCAAAGACACAAAGCCAGACGGAAGCAUUAGAGGUCACUGAACCGAAGCCGGAAGAGACUGUUGAGUCUGAAGUCCUGCGGGAGACAGCCGAGUCUGAAGUCCUGCGGGAGACAGCCGAGUCUGAAGUCCUGCGGGAGACUGCCGAGUCUGAAGUCCUGCGGGAGACUGCCGAGUCUGAAGUCCUGCGGGAGACUGCCGAGUCUGAAGUCCUGCGGGAGACUGCCGAGUCUGAAGUCCUGCGGGAGACUGCCGAGUCUGAAGUCCUGCGGGAGACUGCCGAGUCUGAAGUCCUGCGGGAGACUGCCGAGUCUGAAGUCUCUAUGGAGGGAAAACCACCUGAUGAUGGACAGGAAACUGUGUUGGAAAUAAAUGGAGACCAGGAAGAAGAAAUGCAUGGGGCUUCCCAGAAAGCCUUUGGACCUCCUACCAACCCUCCUCCACCCCCAAACCGCUCAAGAGAGGACACAAGUCUGACUGGGAGAGUGGGUGAGGAAAAUGGAGAGGAGCCAUUUUUCCCGAUCACAACUCCUGCCAAGCGGCCUGCAGCACCCAGCGAGGAGGAAGAGGAGGAGGAUGAGAUGAGCUUGAAGGGGCGCCCCCCUCCUACCCUUCUCUUUGGUGAUGACGAUGAGGAGGAUAAUGAUUUGGACUGGCUGAACUAACCUCAUACUGUCUGGUGGAGAAGUGAGGGCCAAAGUGAACCUGAUUGGACGGAGACAGCGGGCUGAAGAGAGACGCUGCUGCCACAGGGACGAGUCCAGCCUGUAAUUCAGAUGAAUCAAAACAAAUACGUUUGAUUGACGAUAGGCUUUCUGUUGUUCGUGGAUGUCAAUCCCUGUUUUUACAUUGCACUGUAGCGGAUCAGUCUGUUGAGUCAGCAGGAAUCCUGUUUUAGUUAUUAGCUCGCUGCUUUCACAAUAGAACUUUGACAGAAUUUUGCUAACAUGAAAUUCCUUCUAUCAAAUAAAUGACAUUUAAAUUAUGGUCUUGGCUUUAUUGUUCCCUCGGCCUGUAAAAAU
Gasterosteus aculeatus aculeatus (three-spined stickleback) is the source of this 4145-nucleotide messenger RNA. It is a transcript of the gene fkbp15b, whose product is annotated as FKBP prolyl isomerase family member 15b. Gene Ontology annotation, cellular component: growth cone. The record is from RefSeq and is a predicted model, not a curated record. Gene Ontology annotation, molecular function: peptidyl-prolyl cis-trans isomerase activity. Lineage: Eukaryota; Metazoa; Chordata; Actinopteri; Perciformes; Gasterosteidae.